GGCACAGUGGACUUGGAGCGUGAAGAGGGCGAGGAGUGUGAAGAGAAUAUGGAAGUGUUUGACGACAGCAGUUCCAGUCCGUCGGGAACCCUGCGCAACUACCCGCUAACCUGCAAAGUGCUGUACUCGUACAAGGCAUCUCAGCCAGACGAGUUAACUAUUGAUGAGCAGGAAAUGUUAGAGGUCAUAGAGGACGGAGACAUGGAGGACUGGGUUAAGGCACGCAACAAGACAGGUCACGUAGGCUAUGUUCCAGAAAAAUACCUACAAUUCCCCACUUCCAACAGCCUACUGAGCAUGCUCCAGUCUCUGGCCACGCUGGAUGCUCGAUCACACACUUCCUCCAAUUCAACUGAACCCGAGCUGCACUCCACCUGCAUCAAUGGAGACACAAAUGCCAUCUACGUCCGCGCACUUUACGAUUACGAAGGUCAGGCGGAUGAGGAGCUCUCCUUUGUCGAAGGCGCCGUGAUCCGCCUGUUGAGCCGCGACACGCAGACAGACGACGGCUUCUGGGAGGGGGAGCUGAACGGACGGGUGGGAGUGUUCCCCUCUGUGCUGGUGGAGGAUCUCACAGAGAACGGGGAGACAAGCGGGGAACGGCCUGGCGACACACAGAUUUCACCUCCUUCAAAGUUGCCUUCGUCUCUGCCACCUCUGCCGCUGUAUGACCAGCCUCCCAUCAGCCCUUUCACCAGCCCCGAGACCUCCACGCCUCCUCCUCUGCCACGCUCUCCCUCAGCAGCGCUAAACGGGGAGCACAAGCCUCCGCUGCCAGCCUCUUCACACAAAGGGCAGCUGUCGUCCCGCAAUCAUAGCUCUGGUAGGAGUCCAGUUUCUCCAGGAUUUGCUCAGACUCAGCCGCUGCGACUCACGGUUGAAGGAGGUCCAGGAAAACUACGACCAGUGCGAGCUGCUCCCCCUCCACCCAAGCAGCAGCAGCAGCAGCCCCGUCGGCAGCAGGAGAAGAGUGACAAGACCGAGGAGGUGGAGAUUACGCUGGUGUGACGGAUGAGGCCGACGAACUGUAGCUGCAGGUGCACAAAAACAUAAAAUAAAACAAACUGGGUGAAAAACAAGAUCUUUAACGGUCAGGGUGUGAACUGCUCUGAACUGAAGUGAGUGGAAACAAACUGAAGUGAAACCACACCGACCCCUCUGGACCCUCUUCAGGUUUAAGAGGAGAGCAGAGAGACAGCGGCCCAUCAAAUAAUCCUCUGAUUAGCUUCCUAAUGAAGUGCAACACAAGAGUCCCUCGCCUCUUCAUCCUUCCCUGUUCUUCCAAUCCGGCCUUAGAACCUCACCUCACCGGGCGCUGCGAUGAGGAGGAGAAAGGCUCUGAGAGGGGGGCUGUGGGAAACAAGCAAUGAGGGAUUUGAUGAGUUUCCUUUUCUCUUGUUAGUCUGAGCAGAAGAGAAGUUGGAGUUCUUCUCUUCUUGAAGCAUUACGUUUUGGAGCCCCAAACUAACAAAAUGUAGAAAGGCUCCUCAGACAAGCAAAACAAGCAGUUUAACAUGAAUCCAAGUGGUACAAUAUAUAUAUAUUAAAGCACUGGGGAUAUAAAAAUGAUUGAUUGUUUGACAUCUCAGAUUGUCUGUGGUUUAACUGUCAACAAUAAUUUGGUUAUUUCAGCAAAGGUUUUUGAACACCCUGAAAUCUUUCCUCAGAGUGAGAACUAUUUGUAUCCAAUUACAAGUCAUGUUGCUUAAAGUAGAUGUGCAGCAAAAGUCAAAUUAUUAUAAAGAUUUGCUGCUUUUAAAGAAGAUGGGCUCAAUAACAAGAACCUAAACCACUUUUCUUUUUAUGAUUUACAAAAACAAGUGAUGUUUUUGUUUGUUUGCUUGUUUUAUCCAGGUUAAGAUCUUUGGAGCAGAUGGUUUGAAGGGUUUGAGGGUUAUAAAAAAUACUUUAAAAAUAUGGUUUUUGGGUUUUAUAAACAUAAUUUUGGGUUAAACCAGCCGUGAGAUCAGAGACAGAGCAUUUCUUUUGAUAAGAAAAAUGGAAACUAAUUACAUAAUAAAACAGGAGCCACCUGCAUGAAUAAAAUAUUUAGAUUGAUUAGUUUAGUUUUCCAUUUCAGAUCAUCAAUUAUUUGUGGGUAACUUGCAUGUCUGAUACCUUCUGCUACAUUUUCUGAGUGUUGAGGCUCCGUAAACCUCUUAGAGAGAGGAAAAAAAAAUCCUCACUAAGUUUUUUUUAAAGCAGAGGGAUGUUGGACUAAAUGAACAGAGAAACUGGGUAUUAUGUGAAUGCAGUGCCCCCCCAAACCUUCCCUCACCAAAUCCAAUCAUUAUAUGUAUUUAAUGUGUAUUAGUACAGUACAUUACUGUUGUCCUAGGAAUGUUUAUACACACGGUUUCAUAUAAACUAACGCAGCUGAAAGGAAAAGCGAUARGUAGUGGAAGUUAUAUAUUUAUCUUAUUCUGAAAGGGCAUUGUAAAUACAGCAGGAAGAGGAGACGGAAGAAGAGAAUGAGGAAGAGAAUAAAAAAAACGAGAGCUGGCUGAGGCUGGAUCCUCCCUUCUUUUGUUUUGAACCAAACUCUUCCCUUCCCUCCUUUAUGUCACUCCAAUGAUUGUUUCUGUCUUUGGGCAGACAGUGUGACUCAGUGGGUAUAAUAUACGCAUACAGUUAUAAUAUACUACACACACAUGAUGCGAUUACUGUUUAUCUCUGAUUGAAGAAGGCUGCUGGUGCUUUGAGAUGCACCAAAAUGUUGGUAUUCACUAUGUGGUAACAAACAGAACCGAGCGAUUUAUUUGAAAUGACUUAAUCAACGAAAAGCAAAUCUUGAUCACAUCUUCAUUUAUGACAAAGUUGCGUCGUCUGUCCCUGUUUACCUGACGUGCGGCACAAUUUGCACUGCUCUCUCUGAACAAACAGGAAACGAGACUCGCUAGUUGCCAAUCAGUUUCGAAAACCCUCCUCCCUGAAAACUCCUUGCCUGAAGGGGCAGCGUAGCACUUUUAUUCCUUUUUCCCUUUUUAGAGAAAGUAGCAGUUUCCUCUCAUGACGUCUAAUGAGCCGCUGUAGCUACAGAAACACGAGUUUUCCUUUUUUCUUUUUUUUUCUUUUUUUUUUGUACGGACACUUUUUGCUUCAGUGUGACUGGGACUUAAAAAACAACACCUUUGCACUCUAGAAAAGAAUUGGAAUCAUGAUUGUGCGUAGCAUUGUAUGAUGUUUUUACCUAACUUAAAGAUACAAAGAGGUGUGAUUUGAAUCAGCAAUUGUCAAAAAUGUUUUUGUUUUGUUUGUUUGCUUGCUUUGGAGGAGGAAACUGUAUGUUUGUGAGUGAUUCUGUAAAAGUGAGAGGAUGAAUUUUCUAUGUUUGGGCUCGACUCAGCUUUUUUUUUUUUUUACUACUUUAGAAGUUUUAAAUUCUUACCCCAAAAUAAAAUACACUCAGACUUUUGAAAAUGGGGCAAAUUGAUACAAACAUGACAUAAAGCAAAAAAGACAUUAAAUGUAUAAUGCCUUAUUUUACUGGUAAUGCUCCAUAUAUAUCAUUAUCAUGUUAGUAUUUUGUCUUUUAACAGUAAAGCAGGAUAAGUAGUAUCUUACCUGGCUGCCACUCUUUAAGACUCAAACUUGACUCCUUCACACCUCAGCCCAGUGAGAUAUGACCUUAAACAGGUAAUCCUGUAAUCCUUACAGAUUACAUCUGAGUAGUAUUGAUGUGUUGGAUUGCGUUAAAAGGAAGUGCCGAUCUGGUAAUUGUGUUUAUCUUUGUAGCAUCCGCACUACAACAUGUAAACAUUCAGACACACACCUCUGGCAGAGAAUAUUUGAACAGACGGCAGUCUUUGAUCUCUCUGAGAUCUUUAUUUGCGAUGGUUUUCAAACUUGUUUUUAAAGUUUAUGGUUUGAAGCGGCGCCCGUAUUAUUAGGUGUUUAUUAGGUAUUUAGUUUUGUUUUUUAUGAUUCUACGUCGUUCCUGCGUGGAGCGCUGUGGACCGUGACCGGCCUUCUCUCCCUCUUUUCAGACUGUUGCCACAAUAAUGAGGAUGGAUUCGGACAUCUUUCUGCAUAUUAUGCGUUGUACAGAUGAAAAAAUAAAAAUUUGUAUUUAUUGUGUACAAAAGUUAAUUAAUAAAAAAAUGUUUAAAAUGUU
Austrofundulus limnaeus is the source of this 4114-nucleotide messenger RNA. RefSeq names its product F-BAR and double SH3 domains protein 2. The record is from RefSeq and is a predicted model, not a curated record. Gene Ontology annotation, biological process: neuromuscular synaptic transmission; regulation of actin filament polymerization. Gene Ontology annotation, cellular component: neuromuscular junction; recycling endosome. Gene Ontology annotation, molecular function: protein binding. Lineage: Eukaryota; Metazoa; Chordata; Actinopteri; Cyprinodontiformes; Rivulidae.